AUGGAGGUGGGGCGCAUGUUAGGGAGCUUCAUCCUCAAGUCCGCGCAGCAAGAGGAGGCUCUUCAUCACACCUGGUAUGCUCUCAGGAGGUGGCGACUUGUCUCUCGGUGGAUCGUCCUCUUCCCAACGAUGGCUUGUUCGUCGAUCAAUCGGAGAUCCUUUACUCGAUGGAUUUACGAUCCUUUUAUCGCGAAUUGUUCAACAAUUUUAGUAACAAUGCUCUGAGAAUUACGUUGACAAGAUUUUCGUCAAUGAUCUAGCGAUUCUGGUGGCUUAAUCCUUCACCGGUAAUCUGCAAGAAAGUCGCAAUAAUCAAAUAAAAAUUAUGAGUUUUGGCUCUUGAGAGGAUUCAAACCCACGCCGAUUGCUCGCCUACAUGAGAGAGAUUGACAUACAUACUCUAAUGCCCUUAUCUAAUAACGUCAUCAUGGUAUCUCUCUGUUAUAAAUAAGGGGUAGUUUAGGUAUUCAAAACAUCAAACCUUUUCUAGGGAAGGUGUGACGCGGGUUUAGUCCCACAUCGCUUGUGCGCCGAAGUUUCGGACAAAUAUAUAGUAAUAUUACAUUUGCAAAUAAGUCCCUUUCUCCCGUGAGUACGACCACUCCUUGCCCCACAACCGAUUGGUCACUAGUGACGUGGAAGGAGAGUGACGCAUACAUGCUCCUAUCGGUCCUAGUCGCUCGAGCCUCUACUCACGGCUCCUCCCUGAUUGUGCUUCCGACCACUUUGUGGGCCCAGCUAGCCGGCGGGUCUCCCCCAUUUUGCUAUAUUUUUAUUUUUAUUUCUUUUUCUUCAUUUAUUUCAAAAGUAAGACUGCAAAAAUCAUAUAAAUUCAUAUAAAAUCACAUAAUUACCCAAAAAAUUACGUUAAUCAACUAAAAACCACUUUUCACACUUUAACACAAAUAUAAGUCUAUUUAUCAUAAGUUACGGCUAAAACUAUAUUAUUUACUAAUUAUUAACUCAUGAUAAUAAAGACUUAUCACUUAUCAAGAGAAACAUAUUGUAAACACAUUCUCUAUUCUUGAAGGGAGCUUAUCUUGCAUUCAAAUAUUUAUGAUAUAAUAUGUAAUUAGAUGUUUUUGAGCAUUAAUCUUGUUUACAUUCUAUAUAUCUGUAGCUAGCCUCUUAUAGAAUCAAUAUUUUGUGAUUAUGUUAAAAAUAAUAAAUGUACAUCAAUGUUCUAAUUUUAUGGAUCUAACCAUUAAUAAUUAUGAUUUAUCACUUGAAGGAUAAUCUAGAGCUUAUCAUUAAUUGUCAAAAUGCAACAUACUUCCAUGCAUGGAAUGUCAUUUAGUUACAACUUUGAAAAUAUGCCCAAUUACACAUUUUCCACCAUCAAACUAUGGUCAAUAUUAUCCUUAACGUGUGUAAAUAAAUUUGCUUCCUAUAAAAUUUUUCAGGUUAGAAAAAUUCCCACAUAAUUGUGAUUGGCUUCACUACACGAUUUAGUUCACCAUUUAAAAUAAUGAGGAUUAAAUAUUAUAAAUUUAAAAAAUUUCAAAAGGUGGAAAGAAACUGUCUAAGUUAUGGAUAAAAUUUGAAUAAGGUUUUUUACCAUUUAAUUAUGUCCAAUCAAACAUUUUACACCAUCAUAAUGUUUGUAAACAUCAUGAACAUGCUUUAAUUUUCAAAAGUAGCAGCAUGAUCUAUGUUAUUUUAUUCUCAUAUAAAUUACCUUAAUGAUUUAGUCUGCCAUUUAAAAAUAUCAUGAUUAAAGAUCGUAAAUUGAAUAACCAAGAUCAUAAAAAGGUAAAUGGUGGAAAGAAAAUGUUUAAGUUCACAGUAUAACAACCAAGUGAGAUACAAAAAGAAAAUUGGUCAUUACUAAAAUCAUUUGAUGCCAUUUGGAUGUCAAUGACAUUAUUAACAAAGUAUCAAGAGGCACAUUAGAUCCAUUUCUAUAUUUAUUUUUCUAGAUCUCCAAGCUCCCUACAAGAAAAUCUCUCUUUGAGUGAUUUCCUACAUAUUUCUAAGAUAUUAAGAUAAAGGAGUGGCUAUCACUAAGGAAACAAACUUAUAAGAUUUCAUCACUGGUCUGAUAAAAUUCACUACAUGUAGAAAGGAAAUCCUUGAGAAUAUGAUUCUAGAAGAUUGAAUAAGAAGUAGGUUAUACUUGGGAAAAAGUCUUAUCAAAAUCAGCAUGUAAUAAAUACCUAUAAUCUAGCAUAAUCAAUGAAAUUGUCAUAACAAACUUAUUAGAUGAAUCUCACAAUCAGAUCAUAUUCCAUAAAUGAUUCUAGAAAUAAUCUCACCAUCAAAACAUUCCUCUUAAGGAAGAAAAUCAAGUACAAUAUCCCAUAAGAUAACCUUUCUUAUUUCAUUAUGUGGAUAGACAUGUAUAUAUGCUUGAUGGGUGUAUACUGAUUUUCCUGUGCAUUAUUAAAGUUUCAAUAUGGAAAAUCAUGAAGGAUGCCAUCAAGUACAAACAGGAGAAACGAUCGGAGAGUCAUUCACAAGGAGCAGCUAUAAAGGGGUAAUGCGACCUUCUGGUGGUAAGUGGACUGUGGAGCUCAUUGAUCCCCUCAAAAAUAGGUAUCAUUUAGGGGCCUAUAAUAGUCUAGAUGAGGCUACUACUAUCUACAACAACAUUGCUAGUGAGCUGUCUCAAAAGGCUGAACCUUCAGCAUCAAGGAACCUACAUGACAUGGACUUGGUGGAGUACCUCGAAGCACUCAAGGUCAUCAAGAAGCAAUGAGAAUAGAAAAUUAUUUCUUAUUUUUUGUCACCACCUGAAUAAUGUAUCCACAGGAUCGUUUACGAGUGAAAUACAAUUAUAAUUCUUUAUCACAAUUCUUACAGGCCAUCACUUAAGCCCAUUACAUAGGAUAUUUUAUAGUUCAAUGUGAACAUAAGCUUUGUCAAUCUUCUUUAUUUUAUCAGAUAUUAAUAUUCCAGAUAUCGAUGUUUUUCAAGGUUAUUGAUCUGAUUAUUUGAAGUCAUAAAAAAAAAAUCAAUCAUGGAAGCUCUAUACCAUGGAUGAACUUUAUGCAAAGUAAUUUUAUGAUUUCACUAUUCACAUUUUAUUAUUAUUUAUAUUUAGCUACCAUAGAUGGUAAUAUUGAUAUAUACCAUGAGCCUAUAUUGAAGGAUUUUUCUAAAUAUUAAUAACUAUUAGCAUGUUUUGAAACCUUAUUUUAGCACGUAUAUCGGGGGGUCAUGUUCUAUUGACGAACAGGCUGAUGGGAAUCCCACAUAUGGUAAGUCUGCCUGCUUCUCUCCCGUUCUCACUUAGUUCUGAUCCAAUAUCCUUCUAUUCUUUCCUUUCUUCCCCAAUAUUAGAAGAGUUUUGAUGGGAAGUUCUCAUAUUCGAUCAUCCUCCCCUUCCCCUCUUUCGUCCAGUUCGUGUUCCUCCCCUUCCCCUUCCCCUCUCAGAUUCGAUCCUCCUCCCCUUCCCCUCUUCCCCAAUAUAAGAUAUAUUGUUAAUUUUAAAAGUCUGAAGUUAAAAUACUUAGCGUAUUUUUUUAUUAUUAAAAUACAAAGAAUAAAAUAUAAAAAAAUCUUCUAUCUAUUAGCAAGUUGGCACUUGGAAGCUGACUCGAAGGGGGGACAACAGUCGAGCGGGUAG
Molecule: messenger RNA, 3568 nt
Organism: Spirodela intermedia
Lineage: Eukaryota; Viridiplantae; Streptophyta; Magnoliopsida; Alismatales; Araceae
Source: the annotation of a GenBank genome assembly